Molecule: messenger RNA, 1857 nt
Organism: Pediculus humanus corporis (human body louse)
Lineage: Eukaryota; Metazoa; Arthropoda; Insecta; Psocodea; Pediculidae
Product: cAMP-dependent protein kinase catalytic subunit, putative
Exons: 14
Coding region: 1-1857 (618 amino acids)
Biological process (GO): peptidyl-serine phosphorylation; intracellular signal transduction
Molecular function (GO): ATP binding; diacylglycerol-dependent serine/threonine kinase activity
Source: RefSeq, a predicted model, not a curated record
AUGAAAAUACCAUCGAAAAGACCAUCAAAGAUGAUGUUUACCGGUAAACGUCGAAGUACCUCAUCUCCAGGAAUUAAAAAAACUGGAUCAAGCCAUGUUGGAAGCUCUAAUAGUAGUAGUUAUUCGAAUCGAUCUCAUAGUCUGGAAAAAGUAAAAUAUUCCCAUCAUUUCAAAUCAAAUUUAUACCAUCAAAAAGUUGAUUCGAUUGACGAAUUUCAAGUACAAACAAUUGCUAAAAGAAGAGUCGCCAUAAAGUACAAAAGAAUACACGAAGUCAAAGGUCAUAAAUUCGUAGGAAAAUUUUUCAGAUUUCCAACAUUUUGUACGUUUUGUAAAGAAUUUAUGUGGGGAUUUGGUAGGAAAGGAUAUCAAUGUCAGAGUUGUCAAACAGCCGUACAUAAAAAAUGUCACGAAAAAUUUUUAAGCACUUGUCCAGGUUCUGGAAAAAAUUCAGAAAACACAUUGUAUCUCAGGAAAAGAUUCAACAUUGAUGUCCCACAUAGAUUUAAGGUUUAUAAUUUUUUAUCACCCACGUUUUGUGAUCAUUGCGGGUCCAUGCUUUACGGUCUUUUUAUGCAAGGUUUAAAAUGUGAAGAUUGCGACGUGAAUUGUCAUAAAAAAUGUGAAAAAUUAAUGGCACAUUUAUGCGGUGUCAAUCAAAAAUUAAUUGUCGAAGCUUUAACCUCAUUACAUCAUCAUCAUCAUCGAAAGGGUGAUCGUAAUAAUCAAAAUUCAGACUCAUUGUUAUCACAAAAUUUUGGAAAUAAUUCAUGUUUAUUUUCCGUGAGGGAAGAAGAUGGGAAAAUUCCAAAAUUUACAGCACCAGCAACGACCAUUCCAAGGUUUAGAAAAUAUUUUGUACAAGAUUUUAAUUUUUUAAAACUUUUAGGAAAAGGUAGUUUUGGAAAGGUAUUUUUAGCGGAAUUAAAAGGAACGACAUGUUAUUACGCGAUAAAAUGUUUAAAAAAAGACGUUGUGCUCGAAGAUGAUGAUGUUGAAUGUACAUUAAUCGAAAGAAAAGUUUUAGCUUUGGGAACAAAACAUCCAUAUUUGUGUCAUUUAUUUUGUACCUUUCAGACUGAGUCUCAUUUAUUUUUCGUUAUGGAAUAUUUAAACGGUGGAGAUUUAAUGUUUCACAUACAAAAAACUGGAAAAUUUGAAGAACCAAGAGCAAGAUUUUAUGCGGCUGAAAUUAUUUCCGGUUUGAAAUUUUUACAUAAAAAAGGAAUCGUUUACAGAGAUUUAAAAUUGGAUAAUAUACUACUCGAUUUUGACGGACAUAUUAGAAUAGCGGAUUUUGGAAUGUGUAAACUUCAAAUUUACUUGGAUAGAACGGCGGAUACGUUUUGUGGUACACCUGAUUACAUGGCACCUGAGAUAAUAAAAGGACUUAAAUAUAAUCAAUGCGUUGAUUGGUGGUCAUUUGGAGUUUUACUUUUUGAAAUGUUAUCAGGUCGCUCACCUUUUUCCGGUUGCGAUGAAGAUGAAUUGUUUUGGUCUAUUUGUAAUGAAAAUCCAAAAUAUCCAAGAUUUUUAUCAAACGAAUCUCUAAGUAUUUUAAAUUCUUUACUCCUUAAAGAUCCAACGAAAAGACUUGGAAUGCCUGAUUCUCCAGCUGGUGAUAUAUGCGAACAUCCUUUUUUCAAAUACAUAAAUUGGCAAAAAUUAGAAAGGCGAGAAUUGGUACCACCAUUCAAACCUAAAAUGCUUCAUCCUUUGGAUGUGCAAUAUUUCGAUAAAGCUUUUACAAAAGAACGACCAAAAUUAACAGUCGUCGAUCCUGAUAUUUUAAUGUCGAUGGAUCAAACUCAAUUUCACGGUUUUAGUUUUACUAAUCCUAAUGCAACAUUGGAUUAA